This is a messenger RNA of Caenorhabditis remanei, 624 nucleotides long. RefSeq lists its product as uncharacterized. The transcript has 4 exons. The coding region runs from base 1 to 624 and encodes 207 amino acids. NCBI's taxonomy places the organism in Eukaryota, Metazoa, Nematoda, Chromadorea, Rhabditida, Rhabditidae. The record is from RefSeq and is a predicted model, not a curated record.
AUGAACAAUUUCGCCCUAAAUUUGGCAGCACUCCAGAACUUGCCAGAAGGUGACCCAAUAGCCGCCAAUAAUAUUAUAAGAGCAACUGCGCAGGACACUCUGGACCAGGUGUACCAGCUUGGCAUCACCAAUGGUUUUUUAGCUGGUAUGAUGCCACCGCGAAACGAAAACGCCGACGUGAAUCCUCUACAAGAUACGGUCAGAUUAUUGAUCGACACUCUGAACCAACAAAAUCAAUUGUUCCGUCAAGAGAUGACAGAGCACCGCAACAAAACGGUUGGUAUGAUACUGGAAGUUUUAGCCUUCAUGUUUCAAGAACAAGAAGAGAAUCGCGAUGUAAUUAAAGAAAUCACGCAGUCUCUUAUAAAUAGAGAUAGACCAAGACCGGAGGCUAUUGUGAUACCGGAGGCACUGCUAAGGAAUGGUACCCAUCGUGCUCCACUAUGUAAUUACCACACUAGGCAGCGCAAUCUGAGAACUCCAACUACAGGAACCAGAAAAAGCGCUCGUUUGGCUCAAAAAACUGGAGUUCCAACUAUAGUGAGAACUGAAAUUGCACCUAAUCCAACGACUGGGAGAAAAGCUGUACCAAAGAAGAAAUCAACUUCAAACCAGAGAAAAUAA